Xyrauchen texanus (razorback sucker) is the source of this 3935-nucleotide messenger RNA. RefSeq names its product gastrula zinc finger protein xLCGF3.1-like. Gene Ontology annotation, cellular component: nucleus. The record is from RefSeq and is a predicted model, not a curated record. The transcript is spliced from 3 exons. NCBI's taxonomy places the organism in Eukaryota, Metazoa, Chordata, Actinopteri, Cypriniformes, Catostomidae. Bases 671 to 1522 code for a protein of 283 amino acids.
ACGUUCAAAGAUGUGCUCCAACAGCAUGAUAAUGUUAUUUAAAUAAUUUCGUGAAGUGCUGAUAGUUGACCUCUCGUAAAUGAGUUUGUGCUAAGCGUUGGUUAAGGAUAAUGUCCUUGUUUUUUUACAUUUAAUUAUGAGCUAUUUUUUAUAUCUUUACCUUUAGGUAAUAAGGGAGCUGUCAAAGUAUGUUCUGAAAUGUAAUAUAAAAACGUUGUUAGAUAAAGAUGUGUGAGAAAUAUAAAUUGUAAAUGCUGUUUGACAUUUAACUCCACACCACAGGCUCGAAGAGUGCAUGACUUUUAGUUCCUCUUAUCUCUUCCUUUUUUGGAAUGUUCUGUUCUCCAACGAACACGUACUCCUUUUCGGGAGCUAAAUAUCACAGUUAUAGACGUAACAAAUAUCUAGAACUGCCUUAUAUGGUUUUGUUCCUGUACUAUUCUGGUAUCAACCGUUUCUUCUCCUUGAGCAUGCGAGCCUUGCUGUCACUCUACUAUUGGCUGCUCUAUGAAAGGUCUGGUCAUCACUACCACACAGUGAUUGUGAAUCCCAAAUCAAUUCAGCAAUAAAUGCUCUGAAUAUUCCUGUCAUCUUUGAAUUGAAGAAGAGUUUCCAGAAGAGCAGGACAAACUACAAGUGUGUCAACAAUUUCUGACAUACUACUGCAAAGAUGGAUUUUAUUAAAGAGGACAUGGGUUAUCCAGAACCACUCAAAAAGAAAAAUGAAGAAAAUGAGGAACAAAUAGACCUGACGGAAGUGGAAGAAGAAAGCCAAAAACUGAAUGAAGUGGAGAAGAAAAAUCAGGAUCAGAAACCAGAAAAAAAGUCUUUAACCUGCCUUCAGUGUGGAAAGAGUUUCACAUGGAAGGAAAGCCUUAAGCGUCACAUGAGAAUUCACACUGGAGAGAAGCCUUUCACAUGCCUUCAGUGUGGAAAGAGUUUUACAUAUAAAGAGAACCUUCAUGUUCACAUGAGAAUUCACACUGGUGUGAGGCCUUUCACAUGUCUUCAGUGUGGAAAUAGUUUUACACAUAAUAAGCACCUUCAGAGGCACACACAAAUUCACACUGGAGAGAAGCCAUUCACAUGCCAUCUGUGUGAGAAUAGAUUCGCUCGUGAAGAACAGCUUAAGAAUCACAUGAGGAUUCACACUGGAGAGAAGCCUUUCAUGUGUUUUCAGUGUGGAAAGAGUUUUACACAGGCAACCAAUCUCCAAAUUCACAAGCUCAUUCACUCCGGAGUAAAGCCACUAAAAGGUGAACGUGAAAAAGUUCAUAUGUGCUUUGAAUGUGGGAAAACCUUUAACAGACCCUACCGCUUGAUGGAUCACCAAAGCAUCCAUACUGGAGAAAAACUGUACAAGUGUUCACAUUGUGAAAAGAGAUACAGUCAGUCAGGAUACCUGAAAAUACAUGAGAGAGUGCACACUGGAGAGAAGCCGUACCACUGCUCUUUAUGUGAGAUGAGUUUCAGCACAUCAAGUUCUCUUAAGAAACACAUGAUUCAUCACUGUAAGAAAUAAUGAGAAGUUCGUCUUCUGGUCUAGCGUAUUCAAAUAAAUUGAGAAAUCCAGAUAAACCCCAAAAGUGGGGUAAUAUGCAAAAAUUGUAAGUUGACAUGAAGUUUGCAUUUGUUUGACAAGGGAAAUUAAGGGGAGGUGAAUUUAUGUAUCGCUGUGUGGUGAAUGAGAAGGUUUAUGAUUGUUUUGGAGAAGAAAGUUAUAUUUUUAAUUUAAGUUCUUCUAUAGAAUAAGCAUAUCAUCUUGUAGUGACAAAUAUUGUUUUUAACCAAAGUUGUUUUUAGAUACUCUUUUCACAAUAUGUCAUGCUCAUUUAGUGUUCAGUAGAGGUCGACCGCUGAUGGAUUUUACCGAUAACUAAGCUGGUGAAAAAGGGUUAUCAACCAUUAGUUGGCCAAUAGUUUUAUAAAUCGAUUUGAAUGUUAAUUUUUUUUCUUUCUGUACUGUAAUGGACACAGAUAUAGAGGCAAUAUGAGUAAAUGAAUAAAAUCCCACUACAAUUGUACAAUCAAAAUCCCAAUAAUAACCAGAAAAAAAAGAUUGUGCAUAAUGUGGGACUUUUAAUUAUGAAACUCAAAAUACUACGAAGACUCUUAUUUUGAAACGUCUGUGCUCCCAGCUCACACACACAUUUAAACACGCACUCUGAAAAUCAUCUACAAUGUAUCACAAUAAAAACACUGUAAAGAAAACAUUGUCAUGAAGGCUAAUAUAGUACGAGCAGUCAUUUAUCAACCGUAGACCAUCAGCGUUCAGUCAGCUAAGAUCAGUCAACAAGAGCCUACAUCUGUACGAUCGUUCGCAGAGAUUGUACAAGAACAUGUCAUGCCAUUUUUUGGUUUGUUUAAUUAGUCUGCAAAACUAAUAAAAUAUACGCAAGUGCCCAUUCACUCUGUUUGAUAUGCUAUUUCAUUCAUGUCUCUUCUGAAGUUGAAAGCUAUUCACACAUCUGCCCAAAAUGAUGCCUCUCAUCAUUCUUUUGUCUGUAUUAACACUCUUUUAUACUCCCACCUUUACGGUAGGAUCAGUGUCAUCACAAAUGACAAUAACAGAGUGUAAUCGGUGCUAUUUAUGACCGCGCAUAACGUGUUAGCACAUUAGUGCCAUGAAUGCAGUAUGUAAACAUAACAAAUUACACAUCAUCUACUGCAUUUAUUUUUUUUACUAUAAAUCAUCGAGUGGUUAAAACAUCUUCUUUUACUAAUAUGGUGUGAAUUCUGCUAAUGGAACGAGGUAAUUGAUAACACAUUUUAAUGUCAAUUUAGUUGCAUAAUAUGUUCUAUAAUAUUUUAAAACGAAUAUAUUGGUCAACCACAAGGUUUGAAGUAAAUCCAGAAGGUCACGUCUACAUGACUUUGUUUGAGGACAGAAUGUCUGCAACCUUUUUUUCUUACAGUUAUUGCCAAGUUCACAUGUUUCUGGGGUUCUCUCUUCUCUUCAACUCAUCCCACAGGUAUUUUGUGGGGUUUAUGUCAGAUGACUGGGAUGGCCAUGACCAAACCUUGAUUCUGUGGUCAGUGAACCAUUUUUGUGCUAAUUUUGAGGUGUAAAUUGGAUCGGUGUCCUGCUGGAAGAUCCAGCCAGUCAGGUGUUUGAUUGAAUAUCUGCUGGUUCUUGAAGUCCACGAUAUCAAGUAUCCCAACAAGUUUGAAGUGCCUUUGAAAGAAAAACAGCCUCACAACAUUAAAGAUCCUAAGUCCUAAUCCUAGAGUCUAAACAGAAUCCACCUCUGGUUUUUGUUUCCAAACAGCUCUAUUUUGAUUUCAUCUGACCAUAGAUUGUCUCAAGAUUAACACGUGUGAGAAAUAUAAAUUGUGUGUAGUGGUUAGCAUGCUGCGCUACGAACCUGGCGACCUGAGUUCGAUUCCCACUCAUGGCCAACACCAGUGACGAUUAUCUGAACUGGUCCUGGGCCUCCCCUAGGUCAACUCAGCCUAAAAUGAGUACCUGGUGCAGUGUGUAAAACAUUGCCACUGGGGAGACAAAGGUGGUUGGGUGUGGUGCUGGCCACCCACCCCCUCGUGUACCGUUCUGGCCUUCAUAGGUGCUCGCUAACAGCACUUGCCCCAACAGUCUGUUAAGGCUAAAUGGGAUCUUUGUCUUUGUAUGUAUGUGUGCUAACCACAGAUGCACACCACACGUCCAUGACCUUCCUAGAUGUUGUUAGUUUCUCUUAUCUCUUCCUCUUUUGGAAUGUUCUGUGCUCCAACGAGCACAUACUCCUUUUUCGUGAGAUAAAUAUCACAGUUACAGACGUAACAAAUAUCUAGGACUGUCGUAUAUGAUUUUUGUUCCUGUACUAUUCCGGUAACAACAAUUUCUUGUCCUUGAGCAUGCGAGCCUUGCUGUCACUUUUUUAUUGGUUGUUCUUUGUUCUAUGAAAGGUAUAAAUAUUAUGCUUGCUGUAAUAAACUCU